AUGUUGGUACAGAACGAAAUUGUAGGUGACCAGAACACCCUAGAAUACAGUGGAAAAAGAAAUGUUAACGUCGUAACGAUCUUUGUCCUAAUAAAUAAAGAUUGUGGAUUGUCCGCAUGCAUCAGUCGUUACCUGGCAGCCAUGGCAGUGGCCGAUCCACUGGUUGUUAUCCUCGAUGUGAUGUUGAGACACAUUCCGAUUGUUUAUCAGGAACAAUUUUAUUUCCGGAAGUCCUUCCCCAUAUGUAAUAUCCAUGCUGCUCUGCUUUAUACAGCUACUGACUGCUCUGUCUGGUUCACCGUCACUUUCACAUUUGAUCGAUUCGUGGCAAUUUGUUCCCAGAAGCUGCAAGUGAAAUAUUGCAGUGAGAAAACAGCGACUUUGGUUGUAGGAGCAGUGACUGUGCUGAGCGGUGUAAAGAACGUUUUUUGGUAUUUUAUGCUCGCGGGUCGAUAUAUGCUGCGGAACAAUCCUUGGUUUUGUUCUGUAAAAAUAUACACUUUAAACUCUCCUGUCUGGGUCACAAUCGAGUUCCUCCAUCAUAUUCUGAACCCAGCUCUUCCAUUUCUCCUGAUUCUGCUGCUUCAUGUUUUUACCAUCAGAUAUAUUUUAGUGAGCAGCAGAGCCCGCAAAAGACUCCGGCCUCACACCAAUGGGAACAUUCAUUGUGAUGCUGAAAUGCAAAACCGAAAAAAAUCAAUCAUUCUACUUUUUGUGAUCUCGGCCAAUUUUAUCCUCUUAUGGUCAGCGUUAAUGGUAUAUUCUAUAUGGAUCCGGAUGUGGUAUUUUGGGUACAGAUCUAUGUACCUAGAACCGUUUGUGGCAGAGUUGGGCUUCAUGCUGCAGCUCCUCAGUUGCUGCACAAAUACCUCGAUUUAUGCCGUAACCCAGACAAAGUUCAGACAACAGCUGAAGCAUGUGCUGAAAUAUCCCUUUCUGCAAAUUGAUAAAACAGUCAAAUUCAUUAUUUAG
This is a messenger RNA of Stegostoma tigrinum, 972 nucleotides long. Its product is annotated as probable G-protein coupled receptor 139. The transcript has 2 exons. The coding region runs from base 1 to 972 and encodes 323 amino acids. Gene Ontology annotation, biological process: G protein-coupled receptor signaling pathway. The record is from RefSeq and is a predicted model, not a curated record. Gene Ontology annotation, cellular component: membrane. NCBI's taxonomy places the organism in Eukaryota, Metazoa, Chordata, Chondrichthyes, Orectolobiformes, Stegostomatidae. Gene Ontology annotation, molecular function: G protein-coupled receptor activity.